Staurois parvus is the source of this 346-nucleotide messenger RNA. NCBI's taxonomy places the organism in Eukaryota, Metazoa, Chordata, Amphibia, Anura, Ranidae. The record is from the annotation of a GenBank genome assembly.
UCAUGCUGCUGCCAAGUCCAGAGUCUCUCAUGGGUCCCUGUACGGCCUCCCAUUGCUGCUGUCUCCAUCGCCACACUCUGCCAUGUGCCACUUUCAGGUCUCCUCACACUGCUGGUGUGUUCAAUUUUUUGACAUAGGGUGCUGGCAGAUUACGGGCCUCCCAUAGCUGCUGCCAGGCCCCUAAUCUGCCAUGGGCCCCUAUACCGCCUCCUCAUGCUGCUGCCAAGUCCAGAGUCUCUCAUGGGUCCCUGUACGGCCUCCCAUUGCUGCUGUCUCCAUCGCCACACUCUGCCAUGUGCCACUUUCAGGUCUCCUCACACACUGCUGGUGUGUUCAAUUUUUUGAC